Molecule: messenger RNA, 599 nt
Organism: Chinchilla lanigera (long-tailed chinchilla)
Lineage: Eukaryota; Metazoa; Chordata; Mammalia; Rodentia; Chinchillidae
Gene: Tmem239
Product: transmembrane protein 239
Exons: 2
Coding region: 124-582 (152 amino acids)
Source: RefSeq, a predicted model, not a curated record
UGGAGCUCCUCUGGGGAGGGAGGGGGUGAGUAAGAGUGGCAGCUCAGAUCCAGUUGCCAGGCAGUCCUGGAUACAGCAGGAAAAAACAUGACUUAGGCAGCUCCACCCAGAGGUGCACCACCCAUGAUGCAGCAGCCGAGAGUGGAGACGGAUGCCAGCGGGGCUGGCGAGGGGCCACAGCGGGCAGUUCCCUGGUCAGCCUGGCUCACCCGGCAGGACUGGAUGCGCUGGUGUGCUCGCCAUGUGCCCCAGAGCUGGGCCCAGUGGUGGGCCACAACCAGCUGGAGGCAGCCACUGCAGCGGGUGCUAUGGAGCCUGGAGGGGAUUCUCUACCUGCUGCUAGCCCUGAUGCUGUGCCACGCGCUCUUCACCACUGGCUCCCACCUGCUGAGCUCCCUGUGGCCCGUGGUGGCCGCGGCGUGGCGCCAUCUGCUUCCAGCCGUCCUGCUGCUGGUGCUCAGCGCCCUGCCUGCCCUACUCUUCACUGCCUCCUUCCUGCUGCUCUUCUCCACACUGCUGAGCCUAGUGGGCCUCCUCACCUCCAUGAAUCACCCAGGCUAUGCUCAGGACUUGAACGAAUAGAAGCAACCCCAUCCUGC